AUGAGAUCCUCUAUGUCUCGGCAGACCUACUCCACCAAAGGAGGCUUCAGCUCCAACUCGGCUAGCGGAGGGGGUGGUCGCCGCACCCAUACCAACUUCAGCUCGGUGACCAUGUCCCGGAGUGGUGGCAGUGGUGGUGGGGCCAGCUGCGGCCCCAGCAUGGGUAGCUUUGGCAGCCGGAGUCUCUAUAAUGUUGGAGACCACAGAAGCAUCUCUGUCAGUGUGGCCCGUGGGGCUUCCUCGGGUCGGGCUCUGGGAGGCUUAGGCUUGGGUAGUGGGGCUUAUGUGGGUCUGGGGGCUGGAAGACAGACAUUUGGUCCUGCCUGUCCUCCUGGGGGUAUCCAGGAGGUCACCAUCAACCAGAGCCUGCUGACUCCCCUCAACGUAGAGAUAGACCCCGAGAUCCAGAGAGUGCGCACCCAAGAACGCGAGCAGAUCAAGAUACUCAACAACAAGUUCGCCUCCUUCAUAGACAAGGUGCGGUUCCUGGAGCAGCAGAACAAGGUGCUGGAGACCAAGUGGGCACUGCUGCAGGAGCAGGGCCAGAACAUGGGGGUCACCAAGAACAAUCUGGAUCCCCUCUUUGAGACCUAUGUGGUCAGCCUGCGGCGGCAGCUGGACAGCUUGCAGGGAGAGCGGGGAAGGCUGGACUCGGAGCUGAGGAACGUGCAGGACGUCCUGGAGGACUUCAAGAACAAGUACGAGGAUGAAAUCAACAAGCGUACUGCUGGGGAGAACGAGUUUGUGGUGCUCAAGAAGGAUGUAGAUGCAGCAUACAUGACUCGAAUGGAUUUGGAUGGCAAAGUGAACACCUUCCUUCAGGAGAUUGAUUUCCUGCGGAAUCUCUAUGAAAUGGAGCUGAGCCAAGUACAGACCCAUGUGUCGGAUACCAACGUGGUCCUGUCUAUGGAUAACAAUCGUAACCUGGAUCUGGACAGCAUCAUCGCAGAGGUCCGUGCCCAGUAUGAGCUGAUUGCCCAGAGAAGCCGAGCAGAGGCUGAGUCCUGGUAUCAGACCAAGUAUGAGGAGUUGCAGGUGACAGCUGGGAAGCAUGGGGACAACCUGCGGGACACCAAGAACGAGAUUUCGGAGCUCACCCGCACCAUCCAGAGGCUGCAGGGGGAAGUGGAUGCAGCCAAGAAGCAGUGUCAGCAGCUGCAGACAGCCAUUGGGGAAGCAGAGCAGCGUGGGGAGCUAGCGCUUCAGGAUGCUAAGAAGAAGCUUGUGGAUCUGGACACAGCCCUGCACCAGGCCAAGGAGGACCUGGCCCGGCUGCUGCGGGACUACCAGGCCCUGAUGAACGUGAAGCUGGCCCUGGAUGUGGAGAUUGCUACCUACCGCAAGCUGCUGGAGAGCGAGGAGAGCAGGAUGUCUGGCGAGUGUCCCAGUGCAGUGAGCAUCUCGGUGACUGGCAACUCCACCACCGUGAGCGGAGGCGUCUCCACAGGCUAUGGAGGUGGCAUUACCCUGGCAGGCAGCAGGGGGGCCUGCAAAGGUGGAUUCAGCUCCAGCAUGGGUUACAGCACGGCCAAAGGUGGGGCAGCCUCAGGGGGCACAUCUAUCCUGCGGAAGACCACCACGGUCAAGACAUCCAGUCGGAGAUACUAG
Messenger RNA from Dipodomys spectabilis (banner-tailed kangaroo rat), 1608 nucleotides. It is a transcript of the gene Krt79, whose product is annotated as keratin 79. Bases 1 to 1608 code for a protein of 535 amino acids. The transcript has 9 exons. NCBI's taxonomy places the organism in Eukaryota, Metazoa, Chordata, Mammalia, Rodentia, Heteromyidae. The record is from RefSeq and is a predicted model, not a curated record. Gene Ontology annotation, biological process: intermediate filament organization; keratinization. Gene Ontology annotation, cellular component: keratin filament. Gene Ontology annotation, molecular function: structural constituent of skin epidermis.